CUUACGGCGUAUGUCCUUUUGCCAUUGAAUUUUGUGACCAUGAUGUAGUUCACCAAAUAGCAAUGAAGUGCCUUAAGCUGGAAUAAUUGAUGUUGUUGGACUUGCACUUUAACCCUAUAUCCCAGACUUGCGCCGGAAACACGGAGCUGACAGAAACUGGAAGUGUACCAACCACCCAGAACAGACAGCACAACUCCCAGUCAAGCAGAACACAAAGAUCAUGUACACAUUAGACUAGCCGGAAAAUCAGACAAAUCAAGUUUUCAUAGGCCGAGGAUACCAUUACCGUAGCCGUAUCCCGAUUCUUUUUUUUUGCUAAAAAUAGGACAGAGGAUGUAAUUGCUUCUGAUGUAUCAUUGAGGAGCAAGAAAAUAUCCUUUAUUUGGUGUACAUGAAGAUAUGGCUAUGUCACUAGCAUAAUGCAGAUAUCAUGAAGAGCCCAAGAGAGAUUGUGCUACUGAUAUCUGUCAUCUUAUGUGCUGAUGUAACAAAUGGUGAACUUGGUGCAGCAUGUGACACAUUCAGUAACUGUACACUGGGUCCGGAUUGCAUAGAAGGAACCUGUAGUUGUACUGAAGGGACCUGUAGUUGUACUAAGAUGUGGUAUAUGGGGAGUUCUCUUAGACCAACAUGUAGGUCAUGGCAGUAUGAGAAAUUGUGUAUAAAUGAUGGCGAGUGUUGGGAAAAUGCCAAAUGCAUAUCCUUGGUAUGUGAAUGUAAUGAAGGGUUUUACAGAAUAAAUUACUCAUGCCGUAAAGUAAAACUACAGAGUUUGAUGGAGGUCUGCAAAAUGAAUUUACAUGGCCCAGAUGAUACAGCACUGUGUGAUAUCAACAAACAUAGUGUGUGUGUUGCAAAUAAAUGUGUUUGUGCUAAGGGCUACCUACCAAACAAAUACGGAGAGUGCGAGUUAAAGAAAUCGUAUUUGCUUCGGAUGCAAAUGACUGGUGCGUAAGCCUGAAAUGAAAUUCAGCUAAAUUAUUUUGAGUUCAAGAAUUAUUAAUAGGUAAUGUGCAUCUGUUUUUCUUUUUUCCACUAACCUAUGAUGUGUAAUUUGUGCAAGACCCUUUUUUUUCUUUUUUAACACUUAUUGUUAUAACUUUCUAGUAUAAAAAGGGCAAGGAUACACAAGUGAUAAUAAGUCCCAUUAUUAAGUAUGACAUUGGUAUUGCCACUUUCAGAUAGCAUAUGAUCAUAAUAUUAACAAUAUACAUCCCAAGCACUUUUAAGAUACACUCUCUCUCACUCACUCACUCCCACUCUC
Messenger RNA from Penaeus vannamei (Pacific white shrimp), 1264 nucleotides. The record is from RefSeq and is a predicted model, not a curated record. NCBI's taxonomy places the organism in Eukaryota, Metazoa, Arthropoda, Malacostraca, Decapoda, Penaeidae.